AUGUGCCAAGUUACCUUCUCCAUUGGACGACAAUAUGCGUGCGAAGUGAUGUGCGAUGUCUUGGACCUGGACGUAUGCCACUUAAUCCUGGGGCGUCCUUGGCAAAUCGAUGCUGGAGUGAUUUAUGAUGGGCGAGCUAAUGUCUACUCACUAGACUGGAAAGGAAAGCGCCUCCGCUUAUUACCGGGCUCCCGCGACGGCAAAACUUCAAAUGCAAAUACAUCCUCUGCUGCCAUGAUGCAAAUAGUCACUGGCCCUACUCUUCUAUUAAAUUGGAAAGAUGAAUCAGCUAUGUGGGCCCUAGUCACUACUGAUGUCCUCACUUCCCAAGUAACACCUGCUCCAAAAUUAGUUGAAGGAUUACUGGAAGAAUUUCGGGAUGUAUGUCCAAGUGAGCUACCAGCAGCACUUCCGCCUUUACGCUCCAUCCAGCAUCAAAUUGACUUCAUACCGAACGCCUCCUUACCAAAUCUCCCGCAUUAUCGGCUGAAUCCGACAUAA
Messenger RNA from Dendrobium catenatum, 501 nucleotides. RefSeq lists its product as uncharacterized. Bases 1 to 501 code for a protein of 166 amino acids. NCBI's taxonomy places the organism in Eukaryota, Viridiplantae, Streptophyta, Magnoliopsida, Asparagales, Orchidaceae. The transcript has a single exon. The record is from RefSeq and is a predicted model, not a curated record.